Molecule: messenger RNA, 2822 nt
Organism: Taeniopygia guttata (zebra finch)
Lineage: Eukaryota; Metazoa; Chordata; Aves; Passeriformes; Estrildidae
Source: RefSeq, a predicted model, not a curated record
GAGGGUGGAGCCGGCGCACCGCCCCCUCUCCCGGUGCCUCACAGGAUUGUCAGCGCUGGGGGCUGAUCUGGAGGUCAUCCACUCCAGCCCCCUGCCAAGGCUGGGUCACCAGAGCAGCUGCACAGCAACGCGCCCAGAUGCCUUUGCAAUGUCUCCAGUGAUGGAGACUCCACGACUUCCCUGGGCAGCUGUUCCAGCGCUCUGCCAGCCACAGUGUAAGGAACUCGUUCCUCGUGUUAACGUGAGACUUCUUUUGUCUUGAUUUAUGGCCAUUGCUCCUUCCUUUGUCCUGUUGCUGGGCUCCACUGAAAAGAGUCUGGCACUGUCCUCUUGGCACCCACCUUUGAGAUAUUUAUUGGCAUUAAUGAGAUCCUGUCCUCGUUCCAGGCAGGAGAGGGUUAAUUUCUGCAAUAGCCAGGAGGAGGCAUGGCCACGACCCAGAGGUUACUCUGUACCACUUCCCAUCACUUUCUGGGGACAGGGAAGGGGUCAUUCCUGGGUCCCGUCGUGUGGCACAGUCAGGUAUUGUCAGGGCCCUGCAUGGAGCACUCGUGUGAAUCAUUUUUCUCUUGUACAUGGUUAUUAAUAGUGUUGCUGUUACUGUUGAUUUGCUUAUUUAAGUUGCUGUUUCCAGUAAACUGCUCUGAUCUUGAUCUAUGAUUUUUACCCUUUGUGCCUCUGAUUCUCUGCUCCAUCCCACAGCAGGAGGAAGGGGAGGGGAGAGCAAGUGAGUGGCAGCGUGGUUUGGAGAGGCUCAGAGGGAGCACUGAAUUGGGGAGUAUCAUUCCUAAACCACAGCAGAUCUCCUCUCAGUCUUCUCUUGUCCAGACUAAAGGAUCUCUCCUCACAAGAGAGAUGCUCCAGACCCCCAUGUGGCCUCUGCUGGACCUUCUGCAGUAGUUCCUUGUCUUUCUUAUACUGAGGAGCCCAGAACUGGAGACAGUACUCCUGAUGUGCCUCACCAGGGGCAAUAGAAGGGCAGGAUCACUCUCAACCUGCUGGCUACACUCUUACCAAUGUACUCUAGGAUCCCAUUGGCCCUCCUGGCUGUAAGGCCCCUGCCAGUUCGUGGUCAGCUUGUCACCCACCAAGAUUCCAGGUCCCAGGUCCUUACCUGCAGAAUUGCUUUCUAGUAGGUCGCCCUGCAGUUCCCUGACGAGCUCCUGGCAGACGCAGCGGGGGUGGCAGGCCGGCUGGAGGCAGCGACCGGGGCCGCCAUGUACGUGUUAGGAGACACCACGUACGGCAGCUGCUGCGUGGAUGAAGUGGCUGCCGAGCACGUGGGUGCCGAGGCAGUGCUGCACUACGGCCCAGCCUGCCUCAGCCCCUGCAGGAAGCUCCCGGUGCUGCACAUCUUCGGCCAGCAGCCCCUGGACGUCGGGCGCUGCGCAGAGGCGUUCCGGGAGCUCUACCCCGAGCAGCAGAGCUGUGUGGUGGUGCUCAGCGAUGUGGUCUACGCCCAUGCAAUGGGUGAGCUGGAGCAGCAAUUAUGUCCCGAAUACCCCAAUAUCAUCUUCUCCAGGUUGGUGUGUGGAGACCCUCCUGGCCCCGCCGUUCCUGGUGAGGAACGGAAGUUUGGUCGUCAGUUCUUGGUGAAAGCUGCAGGAGGGCUUCAGGACUAUGCCAUGUUCUAUGUGGGAGCUGAGGGCCUUGCCCUCACCAGCUUCAUGCUGACCUGGAACUGCUGCCCUUUCAGCUCCUUCAACCCCAUCACCGGCUGCGGCCGCCGUGAGACCCUCAACGUCAACCGGGCCCUGAUGCGCCGCCUGUACCUGGUGGAGCGGGCCCGGGAUGCCGGUGUGGUGGGCAUCCUGGUGGGCACCCUUGGCGUGGCGGGCUACCUGACCGUGCUGCAGCACCUCCGGGAGCUGCUGUGCCGGGCCGGCAAGCGCAGCUACACGCUGGCUGUGGGGAAGCCCAACCCUGCCAAGCUGGCCAACUUCCUGGAGGUGGACAUCUUCGUCCUGGUGGCCUGUGCUCAGAACUCCCUCCUGGACUCCAGUGACUUCUACCGACCUGUUGUGACCCCCUAUGAGCUGGAGCUGGCCUGCAACCCAGCCCGUGAGUGGACGGGGAACUACCUCACAGACUUCCGAGACCUGCUGCCAGGGGCCUGUGCGCAUGUUGAGCUCCCGCCGGCUGUUCCUGCAGCGGAGGCUGUUCCUGAUGUCUCGCUGAUCUCAGGGAAGAUGCGUGCUACCCACCUCUGUGGCCCCCCGACCUCUCAGCAGCCCCCCAGCACCGCCCUGGCCUGCAGGGACCAGACACGGGCGCUGGCAGAGAUCAGCCCUGCAGCCUCCUUCCUGGAGUCCCGCAGCUGGCGGGGCCUGGAACAGCAGCUGGGACAGACUCCCGUCUCCAAGGCUGUGCAGGGCCGACGAGGGAUUGCCAUUUCCUAUGAGGAUGAAGGGUGUGAGCAACCCUGAUUCAGCAGCACUGGCACCCAGCCAGGAGCGGGGCUGUGUGGGGCAUUGCCUCCCACUGGGUGUUGGACCUGCUGCCAGCUGGCACCUUGCUGGAUGUGGCCUUGGGUCAGUAAUACUGCAGUGAGAGCAGGAAUUGUGUGUUCAGGAAUGCCUGGGGCACCCUGAGGCUCAUGGCCAGGCCAGCAGCAGGGCCAGGAGAGACAGGCACUUGGCCCAGACCCUGUCUCCGAGGGCUCCUCAUCCAGGGCAGCUUUGUCCCUACCUGGAAAGGUCACAACUUUGCAAGAGCUAACAGUGCUGGGACUUGGGGCUUUUGUGGACUACUGCUGCUAACUAAAGCUGAAGAGGAUUUGUGAAAGAACUGUUUUCUUAGAAUAAAACAUGGGCUGAGGAGCA